Echinops telfairi (small Madagascar hedgehog) is the source of this 1334-nucleotide messenger RNA. RefSeq names its product protein lifeguard 2. Gene Ontology annotation, cellular component: membrane. The transcript is spliced from 10 exons. The record is from RefSeq and is a predicted model, not a curated record. NCBI's taxonomy places the organism in Eukaryota, Metazoa, Chordata, Mammalia, Afrosoricida, Tenrecidae. Bases 65 to 985 code for a protein of 306 amino acids.
UUUGCUUGCCUCACAGGAGCUCCAGACUUUAUGCCAAAGAGGACUAUUUCUUUUCCUUUUCAAAAUGAAGAUGGACCUGGAGGUCAGUGAGCCACUAGACUUUAGCUCUGGAGAUCAUCCACAGUUGGGGCGAAAGGCAGCGGAUAAUGAAAAUGACCAGUCCAAAGCCGGUCCUGCCCACACACAUUCAACUUCAGUUGGGUCAAGGAAAAUCCCUGCGGAUCCUAAGCCAAAGACUGAUGAGCAAUUGGACGCCUAUAUGGUACAAAUUUCAGAUGAGAGCAGCCCAGCUGAAAGUGCUACAAAUGUGACCAACCAGUUCUCAGACGCAUCUGUCCGCAGAGCUUUCAUUAGGAAAGUGUUCCUCCUCCUGACAGUGCAGUUGCUUGCCACUGGGGCCAUCAUGUGCGUGUUUGUUCUCUGGAGAGCUUUGAAAGUUUGGAUACUCCUGAAUCCCUGGUUCACCUAUGCACUCUUACCAGCAUUUUUAAUUAUAUUUAUUGUACUGGCUUGCUGUGAGCAUAUCCGUCAUCAGGUGCCUACAAAUUACAUUCUCCUGGCAAUCUUCACAGUUCUUCAAGGUCUGCUGCUGGGAACUCUAACAGUUUUCUAUAACGCCAACGAACUGUUCUGGGCCAUCCUGUCCACUGCCGUGGUGACGUUUUCGCUCACCAUUUUUGCUCUGCAAACAAAAUUGGACUUCACCUUGCUAAAUGGAGUGCUGUUUGUUUCUCUCAUCAUAUUACUGCUCUACGGGAUUGUCCUCAUCUUCAUACGAUCGUAUUGGCUGCAUGCGCUGUACGCUGCGCUUGGAACGAUCCUCUUCUCAUUAUACCUGGUCAUAGACAUGCAGAUGAUGAUUGGUGGCAAGCAUCAUUAUUAUAGCCUGAGUCCUGAAGAGUAUGUUUUUGCUGUUCUGAGCAUCUACUUGGACAUCAUCAACAUUUUUAUUUUUAUUUUGCAACUGGUUGGCCUCGGACGGUAGAUCUGUGCUCAGAACUUGCUGAAGAAGAAAGGGAGUGGUGCCGGGCUCAGGCACACAAAGCCAACCCUGCAGACGCCCUGGAUUUAAAGACCUUUUUAGACUGUAUGUAUGUAUAUAUUUGGAAAAUGAAUGGUAGUUGUAGCUUUUCAUAUUUUCAGUUUCUUAUCACAUAGCAGAUCCUUCUGGGGCCAUUUCUGAUUUUUGUAAAUUCAGAAGAUGAGUGUUUUUCACUUAUGAAAGACUGCCUUUCCGUGUUGAAGUUACCUCUUCUCUCUGUUCCUCCUUCCAGGAGAUGUUUAAACUAUAAAUAGCAUCUCUCUACAUGAAUAAAAUUGAUUGUAGAAACCUA